AAAAACAACAACCGAAAAAACUGGUUUUCAGCACAAGCAAUUUAUUUUUUAAACAAAACUUCCAAAUUUUACGGCUAAAAACGCAUAUCAGAAAACCAGCAACAAAAAAAUGCAAUAAUAAAUUAUUAAAAAAAAAUCUACAACAUAAAGAAACGCUAAAUAUAAACCAAAAAAAGAAAAAUCUUGUAACUUAAAUAACAAAUCCCCAACCGACAACAUGGUUGGUUCACAUGAUUCGGGAACGUGUGAUUGCUGUGGCACAUCAAGUGGUGGGAGUACAGAGCGGCGACAGCAACAACAACAGCUGCAGAGAGCACAUUUGCCACCAUUACCCAUACAACCGAUAUUACCAGCGGGGCCUCCACCACAACAGGCAGCAGCAGCUCCAGCUGCCGCCCAACCACGUCAACAACAGCAAGCAGCUGGCGGUGGCGGUGCGGAUAAUCCAAGACCACCUGGCCAACAACAGGCAAGACCACCCCAACAUGUACAAGAUCAGCAAAACAACAACAAUAAUAAUAACAACAACAACCCGCCUGCACACGCAAAUCCACAAAAUUUGGCCCAACAACGUAACAUUGCCCACUACGUCAAUCAAGUCAAUCUUCACCUGAAUUUGACCAACAACAAUCCGGAGCAACCGCCCGCCCAUCCACAGCAGCAGCAGCAGCCUCCACCACCGGCGCAGCACCAGCAACCGGCUCAUGCUCCACCUCCACAACUGGGACGAGACUAUGUCUACAACAACAACAAUAAUCACAUCUAUGUCAAUCCCCAUUCAUACGACACGAACACUGCCACCAGUCUAACCAACACCACAGCCUCUCAGAACACUGCCACAGGAUCAACGGCCCAAGCGGUGUCGCUGCAGCACACCACCGCAGGGGGUGGCAAUUUGGGUGGUGGCCAUGGUGAUCAUGAAAACAACAACGGCUAUGUCGGAGGUGGAGGUGGUGGCGGUGGUUCAGAGGCCGGCGCUGUCGGUGGUGGUGAUCUGACACGCCAACACACCUCCACAACCUUGAGCACCCUCAAUACAUAUCUCUUUCCCUGUGGUGCCGAUUCGGCCGGCACCAUAGGCGGUGUGACCUUCAAUGGCAGCCAUUCUUGCGACUUGGAUUCGAAUUUUAGUCGCAUGGUUGCGGGCAGCAGUGAAGGCGGUAGUUCGACCAUAAGUUCUGGCUUGGGUUUUAUAAAUAAACGUCGCAUCAAACGUCUCUUUGGCGUGGGUGGUGGUGGACCCUAUGCCUCGGCGUUGCGGCGACGCAGUUCCCAUCUCAUACAAUUUCAAACUGCGGCUCUGGCUGCCAAGAAACAACAACAAAUGGAACGAGAAGCUGCCGUUGCCUCGGCCAAUGCUGCCUUCUACGAGCAGCAGAAAAAGAAGAAGGAAAAGAAAAAGCCGCCCGGUCCACCGCCACAGGCCAGAAAUCAGAAUUCUCGUCAAAUGGAAGAUCCCAUGAUGAAUCGUCCGCGACGCAACACCAACAAGAAGAAGGAUGAACCGAAUCCGUAUGAGCAGCAGCUGCAGGCCCUUGCGGAACAACAUGACAAGUCUUUACCCAAAUUGAGCAGUCAAGACGAAGAAGGGGGGGCUGGUCAUGGCUAUGGUGGCGGGCCACAACACUUUGAACCCAUUCCUCAUGAUCAUGAUUUUUGCGAAAGAGUUGUUAUAAAUGUAAGCGGGUUAAGGUUUGAAACACAAUUACGAACGUUAAAUCAGUUCCCCGAUACGUUACUGGGGGAUCCAGCUCGGAGAUUACGGUACUUUGACCCGCUGAGAAACGAAUAUUUUUUUGACCGUAGUCGACCGAGCUUCGAUGCUAUUUUAUACUAUUAUCAAAGUGGUGGCCGACUACGGAGACCGGUCAAUGUCCCUUUAGACGUAUUUAGUGAAGAAAUAAAAUUUUAUGAAUUAGGUGAUCAAGCAAUUAAUAAAUUCAGAGAGGAUGAAGGCUUUAUUAAGGAAGAGGAAAGACCAUUGCCGGAUAAUGAAAAUCAAAGAAAAGUUUGGUUACUUUUUGAGUAUCCAGAAAGUUCACAAGCCGCCAGAGUUGUAGCCAUAAUUAGUGUAUUUGUUAUAUUGCUAUCAAUUGUUAUAUUUUGUCUAGAAACAUUACCCGAAUUUAAGCAUUAUAAGGUGUUCAACACAACUACAAAUGGCACAAAAAUCGAGGAAGACGAGGUGCCUGACAUCACAGAUCCUUUCUUCCUUAUAGAAACGUUAUGUAUUAUUUGGUUUACAUUUGAACUCACUGUUAGGUUCCUCGCAUGUCCGAACAAAUUAAAUUUCUGCAGGGAUGUCAUGAAUGUUAUCGACAUAAUCGCCAUCAUUCCUUAUUUCAUAACAUUGGGUACUGUCGUAGCCGAAGAGGAGGAUACAUUAAAUCUUCCAAAAGCGCCAGUUAGUCCACAGGACAAGUCAUCGAAUCAGGCUAUGUCCUUGGCAAUAUUACGAGUGAUACGAUUAGUUCGAGUAUUUCGAAUAUUUAAGUUAUCUAGGCAUUCGAAGGGUUUACAAAUUUUAGGACGAACCCUCAAAGCCUCUAUGCGGGAAUUAGGUUUACUUAUAUUUUUCUUAUUUAUAGGCGUUGUACUCUUCUCAUCGGCGGUUUAUUUUGCGGAAGCUGGAAGCGAAAAUUCCUUCUUCAAGUCCAUACCCGAUGCAUUUUGGUGGGCUGUUGUCACCAUGACAACCGUUGGAUAUGGUGACAUGACACCCGUUGGCUUCUGGGGCAAAAUCGUUGGUUCGCUAUGUGUGAUAGCUGGUGUGCUGACAAUCGCUCUGCCCGUACCCGUUAUUGUGAGUAAUUUCAAUUAUUUCUACCAUCGCGAAACGGAUCAAGAGGAGAUGCAAAGUCAAAACUUCAAUCACGUUACAAGCUGUUCAUAUAUGCCUGGUGCGUUAGGUCAACAUUAUCGAAAAUCUUCCUUGUCUGAAUCAUCGUCAGAUAUUAUGGAUUUAGAUGAUGGCAUCGGUACACCGGGCCUGACUGAUCAUCCAGGUCGUCAUUUAGCGCCAUUUCUAAGGACUCAACAGUCAUUCGAAAAACAGCAGCUACAGCUGCAGCUCCAAUCACAACAACAACAGCAACAACAACCUCAACAGAAUGGCAUUCGAGGGUCUAGCAAUUUAAAUCAGAGGCACAAUAGUGCCAUGGCGGUCAGUAUUGAAACCGAUGUCUGACUACUGGUAAAAAACGUGGAGCAUAGUAUUAAUUGGCGUCGUGAAAUGUUACGCUGGAUGCCUGAAACAACAUCAAAGGCGGUCUAAGAGAUCGCGCUGUUAUGAAUGUUUUUAUUAUUACAAAACCAGAAAAGAAAACAAACAAACACAACUCGAAACAAAAAAAAAAAACAAGAGAAAACGAAAAGAAAAUGAUGAAGACACAUAAAUAGAAUAGAAAUGAAAGUGACGCAAAAAGCAAAAUAGUAAAAAUAUUUUUUUUUGUUUUCUUUUUUUAGAGGAAAAAUAAAUUUAAUUAAAAAAAAAGAAAACAAAUAACAAAAGCAAAUAAGCAACAGAUGAAGCCGAGAAGUAAAAGAAAACAAUAAAUUUAUAUUUAUUAUAGUUAUGUUUAAUUUUUUUUAAUUUAAUUUUUUAGACAACCAAAUAUAAAAAAGAAAAUUCAAUAAAUUUGAAAACAUUUAGCAAAUAUCACUGUUAGUAAAAAUAUUAAA
Messenger RNA from Musca domestica (house fly), 3681 nucleotides. RefSeq names its product potassium voltage-gated channel protein Shaker (gene shaker). NCBI's taxonomy places the organism in Eukaryota, Metazoa, Arthropoda, Insecta, Diptera, Muscidae. The record is from RefSeq and is a predicted model, not a curated record. Gene Ontology annotation, biological process: protein homooligomerization; potassium ion transmembrane transport. Gene Ontology annotation, molecular function: protein binding; delayed rectifier potassium channel activity. The transcript is spliced from 12 exons. The coding region runs from base 218 to 3187 and encodes 989 amino acids. Gene Ontology annotation, cellular component: membrane; voltage-gated potassium channel complex.